Molecule: messenger RNA, 3873 nt
Organism: Manis javanica (Malayan pangolin)
Lineage: Eukaryota; Metazoa; Chordata; Mammalia; Pholidota; Manidae
Source: RefSeq, a predicted model, not a curated record
UCCCAGUCCUCAGGGAGAGCCGACAAGAGACAGGAGCGGCAGAGUGGACACAGACAGGAGCACCAAGGCCCGAGAGGUUAAGAACCCUGCUCCUUCCUCCUGUGACCCUGCCCAGCCCGGCUCUGUGGCCUUGGACCCCUGAGCACUCCGACAGCCCAUGAGGCUCCCAGUCCCCACUGAGUGCCGCCCUGAAGGAUGUCCCAGCUCUCCUCCACCCUGAAGCGCUACACAGAAUCAGCCCGCUACACAGAUGCCCCUUACGCCAAGUCAGGCUAUGGCACCUACAUUUCCUCCUCCUAUGGGGCUAACCCGUCUGCCUCCUUCCUGGAGAAGGAGAGGCUUGGUUUCAAGCCGGGUCCCCCCACCAGCCUCCUCACCCGCCCCCGUGCCUAUGGCCCUUCCUCCAUCCUGGACUAUGACCGGGGCCGCCCCCUGCUGAGACCUGACAUCAUCGGGGGUGGAAGGCGGGCAGAGAGCCAGCCUCGGGGCACUGAGCGGCCUUCAGGCAGUGGACUCAGUGGGGGUGGCGGUUUCCCUUACGGAGUGACCAGCAACUCCCUUGGCUACCUGCCCAUCAAUGCCCGGGACCACAGGAUAACCCUGACCCAAAAGAAGUCAAACAGCCAAUCAGACCUGGCCCGGGAUUUCUCCAGCCUCCAUACCUCAGACAGCUACUGGAUAGACCCCGGGAACGUGGGCUGCAGCCCCAUGCUGGCCAACACACAUAAGGAGCUAUGUACCCUGCAGAGCCUCUACCAGGGCACCAGCCACUCAGGGCACCUGACCAACUACCUGGAGAACUAUAGUCACAAGGGCAGCACACCCCAUGGGCCCGGCCAGGCCCCCCCGUCACGAGUCCCUGAAGUCCUCAGCCCCACCUACCGACCGAGUGGCCAUUACAGCCCGUGGGAGAAGAGCCAGAGCCAGGCCUCUGGGUCCAGCCGCUCCAGCGAUUCAGGGCGAGACACCAUGGAAACCCACUUCAUCACCUGUGCCCUCGGCAAUGGUCCAGCAGUGUCCUCGGAAAUGCUCAGCUACCCCUACACACACUGCGAUUCUCACCCUCUACUUUUCCACCCAGCAUGCCAUGGUUCCCUGCAGGCCCUGCCCCACCCUGGACUGAAUGCGGAGGCCCCCAGAGCACCGGUGUUCCCUGUGAAUUCUAAGAGCGCCCAGGGCCUGGCUGGUCUCCGCAACCUUGGGAACACAUGCUUCAUGAACGCCAUUCUGCAGUGUCUGAGUAACACCCGGGAGCUGAGAGAUUACUGCCUGCAGAGGCUCUACACGCGGGAUCUCAGCCACAGCAGCAAGGCCCACACAGCCCUCAUGGAAGAGUUUGCAAAACUACUCCAGACUAUAUGGACGUCAUCCCCCAAUGAUGUGGUAAGCCCCUCUGAGUUCAAGACCCAGAUCCAGAGAUAUGCACCUCGCUUCGUCGGCUAUAAUCAGCAGGAUGCUCAGGAGUUUCUUCGCUUCCUCCUGGAUGGGCUCCACAACGAGGUGAACCGAGUAACAGUGAGGCCUAAGUCCAACCCUGAGCACCUCGAGCAUCUUCCUGAUGAUGAGAAAGGGCGACAGAUGUGGAGGAAGUAUCUCGAAAGGGAAGACAGUCGGAUUGGGGAUCUCUUUGUUGGGCAGCUGAAAAGUUCCCUGACGUGUACCGACUGUGGUUACUGUUCUACAGUCUUCGAUCCUUUCUGGGACCUCUCACUGCCCAUUGCUAAGCGAGGUUAUGCUGAGGUGACUUUAAUGGACUGCAUGAGGCUCUUCACCAAAGAGGAUGUGCUGGAUGGCGAUGAAAAGCCAAUGUGCUGUCGCUGCCGAGCCAGAAAACAAUGUAUCAAGAAGUUCUCCAUCCAGAGGUUCCCAAAGAUCUUGGUGCUCCAUCUGAAGCGGUUCUCGGAAUCCAGGAUACGAACCAGCAAGCUCACAACAUUUGUGAAUUUCCCGCUAAGGGACCUGGACUUGAGAGAAUUUGCCUCAGAAAACACCAGUGAGUAUUUUUCAGCUGGAAGGUCGGAAAUGAGGCACAAGUGUCUGAGAUCCAGAUGGCAGGCCAGGGGGUGGAGGGCAGCUGCCAAAAACCACACUGUUUACAACCUGUACGCUGUGUCCAAUCACUCCGGUACCACCAUGGGAGGCCAUUAUACAGCCUACUGCCGGAGCCCGGUGACAGGCGAAUGGCAUACUUUCAAUGACUCCAGUGUCACACCCAUGUCCUCCAGCCAAGUGCGCACCAGCGACGCCUAUUUGCUCUUCUAUGAAUUGGCCAGUCCAGCCUCCCGCAUGUAGCAGCAAGGAGCUACAUCCCUUUCUCCGUUCCCUGUGGUGGCCCCACACCCCAAGUUUUUUUUUAAAAGACAAAAAAAAAUACCGACAAAUAAGAGAAAAAUAAACUAAAGCUGCCGAGCAGGAGCUGCCUUAGCCUGGCCACAGCCUGGAGCAGGGAGCCAGGUGCUCCUGAGCCAUGCCCAGCAGGGAAGAUCGACAGGACGCAGAGACCAGGGCCGGCAGCGCAGCGCCUUCUCGGCUUCUCUUGUUUGCAUUUUUAGACCUGUGAUUUUGUCCCGUGUGUAACGAACAGCAGCGGUCCGCGUGCAGGAGAUCCUCGUCCGCUGCUGCGGGCACCAGCCCCCUCGCCGCCCGAGAAGACAGCGCCCUCUAGAGCCUCGGGCCUGCACUGCCCACCAGGACCCUGCUCACCCGUCCAGAAGCAGAAAAAACGUCCUGAGCCAGGAGCCCCCUCAACUCUGCGAACUCCAGGGGGACAGACGGGACAUCUUUGAAAAAAGCUGGUUUUGGUUUUUAAAAGCCCAACUGUUUUUUUAAUUACCACAACUAUUCAGACCAGAGAUGCUCUCCUUCACAGCUGGGACGCUGGUCUUUUUUUUUUUUUUAAUUCUUCAAAUACAACUUUUCUAACGCUAGCCCUCAGUGGUGCUAGGUGGGUGUUGGCCACGCCCCAAGCACAGCCACAGUAGACCUGGGAUCUAAUAAGUUUUUCUGUUUGUUUUUUAAAAUGUUUUGGAUGGAAUCUAGUUGCCUCCAAGAAUUGUGCCUUAUAGCAUUUGGGGACCAGGGGGUAACUGCCCCUCCCUGAAAUAUCCUUCAGUCUCUUCCUCUUCCCCAGUGCCAUGUUCAGCCCGCUGGGGGAGCUAGGGGCAUGUCCUUCGCCCCUGGCUUGUUCAGUGAGGUGACAGAGCAAGUAAAAGAUUUCUUCCGCUAGCGUAUGGAGUUCUCCCUGCCCAGUUCCUCCAACCUGCCUCUGGUCCACUCCCUAGUUGUUUGAAGGAAAGUGCAAGCCCCUUCUCCCUGCAUACUCUCCCCUUUAUUUAUUCCCUUUUAAGAUGCUUUUUCUCCCUGACCAUCCUGCCCCCGCCUUCUCAGAGCCUCCCAGAUGUAGGCCCUUUGGACCGGAUUUCUCAGGGACGCCCAUGCCGCCCCUCAGCUCCUCUUGAUGUCAGUCUGCAGUUCUGUCCUGGGAACUGGAGCCUGGGUGUUUGGGGCAUCUUGCCGCAGUUGUGUGACUCCUUCCCAUGGUCUUGAUUUUGCCCUAAGUAAUUGGACAAAACUCUUCUGCCGAAAAUAAAGUGGUUCUGCACCAAGGCCGGGAGCUCUGCAUGGAGCUCUUUGCAUCCACAUAGCUGGGCCUGGCUUGUGCCCCUCAGGGCCUGGAGCUUCCCAGUGCUCCCAGCAAGAGGCAUCAGGGAAAGACACCCCAAGUUUAACUUGCCCGACGCCCUUCUCCAGGGAAGACCUAUGAACCUGAGCCACAGGGCUGCUGUGUACUUGUUUACUGUGUAAGCAAGAGUAGAAGCGUGUCUAAUGUACAGUGGAACCUUGUACAGAAUAAAUCAUAGCUUUGAGAAAUAA